AUGCAAAACUCAGUCUACGAAACUGCCGCCAGCGCAGUCCAAGCCCGGAAUCGCAUCCGCAGCCACAUCUACCAAACACCCCUCAUUCCAGCCCGAGCACAAGGCAAAUCCAAUGGCGCAAAGGUGCUAUUCAAAGCAGAGAACUUCCAAUUAACAGGAUCGUUCAAGAUCCGAGGCGCAAUGUCCAAGAUGUCAGGUCACCCAGCGAACGGGCGAUUAAUAACAGCCUCGUCCGGUAACCAUGGGAUAGGCGCCGCAUGUGGAGCGCAGGCAUUGUCCAAAGAUCUCACUGUUGUCCUCCCGGAAACGGUGGUGCCUGCGAAACUGGAGAAAAUUAAGUCCUACGGGGUGAAUGUUAUUCUGCAUGGAGCUGAAACUGGUCUUGCUGAACAACAUGCCCAACGGCUUGCUGUUGAGGAAAAGUAUACUUAUAUUUCGCCGUACAAUGAUCCUGAUAUUAUUGCCGGGCAAGGGACUAUUGGAUUGGAGAUUCUCGAGCAGUGUGAUCAAGUGGAUAAUGUUUUCGUCUCCAUGGGUGGCGGUGGAUUGAUUAGCGGUAUUGGGGCGGUGAUGAAGGCGUUCAGUCCACGUACGAAGAUCUAUGGUGUUUCUGCGAUUAAUUCCAAAGCUCUCGCCGAGUCUAUGGCUGCGGGCCAUGUAGUUGAAACGGAGCAUAGGGAUACUCUGGCUGAUGCCGUUGCUGGAGGCAUCGAUACGGAUACGAUCACACUUCCGCUGGCAAUGUCUGUGGUGGAUCAUGUGCUUGAAUGUGACGAGGAUGAGAUUAAAGCUGCCUUGAAGAUUAUGGCGUUCGAGGAAAAUAUGAAUGUCGAAGGCUCUGCAGCUCUGGUUUUGGCCGGCUUUAAUAAGGUCGCACAACAGCUCACCAACCAAACCAGUGUUAUUGUCUUGUGCGGUGCGAACUUUGACCAGGGUGUAUUUAAAAGUGUGAUUCUGGAUCUUUAG
Molecule: messenger RNA, 966 nt
Organism: Aspergillus nomiae NRRL 13137
Lineage: Eukaryota; Fungi; Ascomycota; Eurotiomycetes; Eurotiales; Aspergillaceae
Product: threonine ammonia-lyase
Exons: 1
Coding region: 1-966 (321 amino acids)
Biological process (GO): L-serine catabolic process; L-threonine catabolic process
Molecular function (GO): pyridoxal phosphate binding; threonine deaminase activity; L-serine ammonia-lyase activity
Source: RefSeq, a predicted model, not a curated record